CUCUGCAUCUCGUGCAUACCGGCUGUUUCCUCCCCCCUCUUUCUCUCAGUCUGCGUGCUGUAGCCUUGCUGUGCGGUCGUCUGAGCCCUCUGUUGUAGCACCAAAGGGAGGAGGAGCCACCGACACACACACACGCAUACUCACACAGACACACACACUCUGACACCUCACAUCAUCUCUUCUGCACUCUCACUGUAAGCACCAGCCAGCCAGCCAGCUAGCCAGCCAGGCCCGUUUGGAGCAGGGGAGCCCAGCCGUCUCGUCGCCCAAGAUGGAUGCAUUGAUGAAAGGGUUCUCCAUGGCCAAGGAAGGAGUGGUGGCCGCCGCAGAGAAGACCAAAGCCGGCAUGGAGGAGGCGGCAGCCAAGACCAAGGAAGGGGUGAUGUAUGUAGGCAAUAAGACAAAGGAGGGAGUUGUGUCAUCAGUAAACACAGUGACUAACAGGACUGUGGAUCAGGCCAACAUCGUUGGAGACACAGCAGUUGCCGGGGCCAACGAAGUGUCACAGGCAGCCGUGGAGGGGCUCGAGAACGUCGCUGCGUCAACCGGGGUGAUCAACCAGGAGGAGCCUGUAUACGAGGGAGAAUAUGGAGGAAUGGAGCAGGGUGGGGAAGGAGGAGAGGUAAGAAAACAGGGGUAUUAGUCGUCUUCAGGACCUCCUCUCCCGAGCUCUCCGGCGGCCCCUCUCUCCCCUCGCCUCGCUGUACCAGACUCCAGAUGUUCAACAUAUUUUUUUGUGACUUUACAGAACCAAAAUCAACUAAAACAGACUCUUCCGGAUGCCGCACCUCAGCCCCUAUCUCCCCCUCUGCCUCGUCACUCCGUGAUGCCCGCCCAGCAGCCCUCUGCCACCUGUCCUCUCCCCUUCUCCUCCCCUCGGACUUUCUGCAGCCUGUAGCUUUUCCUCCACUGCCCGUCUUUUCCUCGCCUCACCCGUGUGUUUAGUGUCGUCCUGAUAUGAACCCUGGUGUUGUUACCGCCCCCACGCCGACCAACCUAUAGGGAAACCUCACAGACAAACACACACGUACACACAAACAAAAAGAGAUACACCUUCAUUCGACACAUGCAUGAAACACACACAUACAGAACAUACAGUAAAUGCCAGCACAGACGCACACACUGGGCAAACGUGUUAAAUGUAGGACAUUUUGAGUGCGUAAAUACAGUUAAGCCUCUGCAGUCCACUACAAUAACAAUACAUCACUGCGUGACCGAGGCAGGGUAUGAGAGGGUGUGUGAUCUGCUGUUUGUGUGCCUGCGUGUCCACAAUAGCUUAUAUGUGUGUGUGUGUGUGUGUGCAUGUGUAGUUACUGGCAUAUAAAAUAAAUCACCAGAGGCUUGUGCAGGGAAUAGUGCAUUGAGGACAGAUAUCAUUCUGUUAUGUGUGCAGUAGUUAAGUUAGCUACAAUAGACUGCAUGAACAGAUGUGUAGAAUGACUUCUCUCGUGUUGUAACUAUAGAGUAGUGGCUGUUUUGUGUAGCUUUGUAUGGCUUAGUGUGUGUCACGACAUUUAGAAACAGGGUUAUUACAGUGUUAACUAUAAAGCAAUACACAAUGCUAAUCUCAACUGUUUAGAGCAGCUAUUUGAAUUGUGUUCAUGUGAUGCAGGAGAAAACAAGAGCAGUUGUUCCACAAGUUGUUAUUUAGUUUCAAAAUUUCAAAUAAUUUCUCUAUAGCAUUACAUAUUUGUGGCAACAUUUAAAGUGAGAAGAAAUAACAUAUUAGCUAUAAAUUAAUAAGAGUAACUGUUGGUUUAAUUAGAUUUGAUUGACAGGGGCAUCUCCCUGCAAACACCCAGAUUUUGAUUCUUAAAUUCUGAUUGGUUCAUGGAAAUCUCCUUUUUCCAACACAAUCCAGCCCACUUCAAACUAGCACCAAGAGCACAGGCAAAAACUAAAAUGGCUCAUGUUAAAUAACCAGUGUUGCUCUAUCUGUACACAGUAAUGUGUUAAUGAAUGUAGGACCCCAUCACUUACAGUACUUAAGAAGCUGAUUAACGUCUUCAACCCAGUCAUUACAAACUCUGUUCAAACCCACACAGGAUUUUAUUUUAAAUCCUAGUGGGAUAUGUCAGGCUGAAUAUCUGGGAGAAAUAAAAUGCUGUACAGUAAAUUUAAAAUCAUUUCAUUUGAUGGGCACUAAAAAACAUGGAGUCUUAGGUUUGAAUAUUUCCCUCAGUGUAAACAUCAAAUAGCUUCAAUAAAGAGUUUGAACAAGCUGAUAUAGAAUAUGUGUCAGACACAAGGGAAUAAGAUGAUUUUUUCAUAUUUAAAGCUACUUAAGGGGAAAUUAAAAGGGAAAACUGGGUUUAAGGGGCUUAAAAAAGUUUUCAGGGACUUAAUUCAAGGAGGAAAUAUGAGCAGCUGAUAAUGAUCAUCUCUUCUUAUCGUGUAGUUGCUUUUUAGUCUUUGUGAAAGUGGUUUGCAUGCCAUCGGGAGAAACAAGCAAUCUGAACAUUAGUCAGUUAGUUAUUCAGCUUUCUGUGAUGAAAAACAUUGAUUCAGUGAGAAAAUCAGUCUGCUAACAGAGCAGAAUGAAAGUUUGAGUUUUAUCAUGGAUCAGCUUUAUGUGUCGUUCUGUGUACAGCUUGAAUUCUGGGAUAUGUAGUUGUUUUCAAGGUAGUUUUUAUUUCCCACUAACUGGUCUGAAACCUGGCUGUUCUGAAGCUCCCGCCCAUCAACUGUCUCAGCCAAUCAGAGGAUUCCCUUCUCCUCUCAGUCAGUGUGAUGCUACCUUUCACUGCUCGUCUGCCCGGAAAUAGUGUGUGUGUCUGAAUGCACUGUAUGUGUGUGUGUGUGUACAGAUGUGUGUGUUAACAUAGAACCGGUUCAGCCAGCAAAGUGUGUGAGUGUGUGUUUGUGUCUAGAGCAGGUUUGUGUGUUUUUACUUUGAGGCCAAUGGAAACUGAUGACUGCAUGUUGCCUUAUCAAGCAAUCUGACAUUCACACACACAUAUAGACUACACACUACACCACACUUGUACUAACACACACACAGCACACUCUAAACAACACACAAUCACAAAUCCACCUCAAAUACACAAACACAAAUCGCACACCAUGUUUAAGCUGGCAUCAAAGCAGACUCGCUGAUUUUAUAAACAGUACCAGUGAAAUUAAAAAGGUUUUGUUGAAAUCCA
Molecule: messenger RNA, 3143 nt
Organism: Siniperca chuatsi (mandarin fish)
Lineage: Eukaryota; Metazoa; Chordata; Actinopteri; Centrarchiformes; Sinipercidae
Gene: sncgb
Product: synuclein, gamma b (breast cancer-specific protein 1)
Exons: 6
Coding region: 272-643 (123 amino acids)
Biological process (GO): synapse organization; synaptic vesicle endocytosis; chemical synaptic transmission
Cellular component (GO): cytoplasm; neuronal cell body; axon terminus
Molecular function (GO): cuprous ion binding
Source: RefSeq, a predicted model, not a curated record